CAGAACGGUUCAGCUCCUCGUCCAACUAGUGUCAGACCCGCUGUCCUCCUUUCCUGUCUGUCUGUCUGUCCUCUCUGUCGUCCUCUCUGUCCACCUGCCGUCCUCCUCUCCUGUCUGUCUGUCUGUCUGUCCUCCUGUCUGUCUGUCCUCGUCCCUGUCCUCCUUCCUAUCCUCAACUCUGUCCUCCUCUCCUGUCUGUCUGUCCUCCUGUCUGUCUGUCAUCCUGUCUUUCCUCGUUUUUGGAGCCCACCAUACGCGCGCUCUCUGGGGCCCUCGGACAUCCGGAAGCAGAGCGCGCGGCGCGCCCCGGAGCGCGUCAGUAGGAGGUCGGUCGGUGACACCGGGCGGUUGUACCGAGAGGUUGUACAGGAGAAACGAACAGGUUUGACGAGAUCGGCUUUUUUCUUUACUUGGUCAAAGUUCCUGCGCACGGGACCUGAGGAUGGAAUAGAGCCGUGAGGACCAUGCCGCUGGCCCGCUCUGGGUGAGGAGAAGAUGGAGGAGCUGCUCGUGCCUCCGGGACCGGACAGUUUCCGUGCGUUCCGCUCCGAGUCUCUUCAAGCCAUCGAGCGGCGGAUCGCCGAAGUGAGCAAGAAGAAGCCGAAGGGCGAGAAGAGGCGGCGAGUGGAGGAGGAUGGGCCCAAACCCAGCAGUGACCUGGAGGCGGACAGCUGCCUGCCCAUCAUCUACGGGGACAUCCCCAAAGGCUUGGUGUCCACGCCCCUGGAGGACAUGGACCCCUACUACCGCAACAAGAAGACCUUCAUCGUGUUGAACCGAGGGAAGGUGAUCUUCCGCUUCAAUGCUACGUCCUCCCUCUACCUGCUGAGCCCCUUCAACCUGCUCCGGAGGAUAUCCAUCAAGAUCCUGGUCCACUCAUUGUUUACCAGGUUGAUCAUGUUGACCAUCAUCACAAACUGUGGCUUCAUGACCCAGAACAAGCCCUCUGACUGGGCCAAGUACAUGGAGUACACAUUUACUGGCAUCUAUACGUUUGAAUCCCUGGUGAAGAUCUUCGCUCGAGGCUUCUGUGUCGGGGAGUUCACCUUCCUCAGGGACCCCUGGAACUGGCUGGACUUCAGCGUGAUCACCAUGGCGUAUGUUACUGAGUUUGUAAACCUAGGCAGUGUGUCAGCUCUUCGCACAUUCAGAGUGCUGAGAACUUUAAAAACUAUUUCAGUUAUCCCAGGGCUGAAGACCAUCGUGGGCGCCCUGCUGCAGUCGGUGAAGAAGCUGUCAGACGUCAUGAUCCUCACGGUCUUCUGCCUGAGUGUGUUCGCCCUCAUAGGGUUACAGCUCUUCAUGGGACACUUGAAACAGAAGUGCAUAUUGAUACCGGACAACGCCACCGUCCAAAGCGAGACCUUUAACUGGACCGAGUACCAUCUGAACGAAUCGCAUUAUUACUUCCUCCCCGACGCUAAGGACCCUCUUCUCUGUGGAAACGGCUCGUCGGUCGGGCAUUGCCCCGAAGGCUUUGUGUGCAUCCGAUUCGGCAGGAACCCAAACUAUGGCUACACCAGCUUUGACUCCUUCGCCUGGGCCUUCCUGUCUCUGUUCAGACUAAUGACUCAGGACUACUGGGAGCUGCUCUACCAGCAGACACUCCGGACAGCUGGGAAACCCUACAUGAUCUUUUUUGUCCUGGUCAUAUUCCUGGGCUCCUUCUACCUCAUCAACCUGAUCCUGGCUGUGGUAGCCAUGGCCUACGAUGAGCAGAACCAGGCCACCAUCCAAGAGGCUCUGGAGAAAGAGGAGAAGUACCAGGCUAUGCUAGAACAGAUAAGAAAGAAGGAAGAAGAUGCUCAGACAGCAGCGGGGGGUGGUGCGGGGGAGACGGGUGAGGCAGGGGACAGAGGGGGAGUCACGGAGAGCUCCUCCAACGCCUCUAAACUCAGCUCCAAAAGUGCCAAGGAGAGACGCAACAGACGCAAGAAGAGGAAGGAAGACGACGGUAGAGAAACGCUACCCAGAUCAGCGUCAGAAGACAGUAUGAAGAAGAUCCGCUUCCAGCUAUCCAAGGAUCCCGACCUUCACAUCUACGACUUGAACUGCUCAUCUGCCCCUCAGGGUGACACAAUGGAAACAGAAUACAGGACAGGAAGACUGAAUUCGUACCCAGAGUCUGUGGACUACAUGGAAGGCCCAAAGGCCAGACAGCGAGCCCUCAGUGUGGCUAGUGUUCUGACCAACACCAUGGACGAAGAGUCAAGGCAGUUGGCACGCUGGUACCAGUUUGCAGAAACCUACCUAAUCUGGGAAUGUUGUCCCGCUUGGAUAAAGAUGAAGACAAUAGUCAGGCUGGUGGUCAUGGACCCCUUUGUAGACUUGGGGAUCACCAUAUGUAUCGUAGUGAACACACUGUUCAUGGCCAUCGAACAUCACCCCAUGAGCAAGGGCUUCUCAGAUAUGCUCUCUGUAGGGAACCAGGUGUUUACUGGGAUAUUCACAGCUGAAAUGGUGGUGAAGAUCAUAGCCUUGGACCCCUACUAUUAUUUCCAGCAGAGCUGGAAUAUUUUUGACAGCGUCAUUGUCAGUUUGAGCUUGAUGGAGCUCGGAUUGGCCCAGCUUCCUGGAAUGUCUGUUCUUAGGUCAUUCCGAUUGCUGAGGGUAUUCAAGCUGGCAAAGUCCUGGCCUACCCUCAACAUGCUGAUAAAAAUCAUUGGCAACUCCGUGGGGGCCUUGGGCAACCUCACACUGGUGUUAGCCAUCAUCGUCUUCAUCUUCGCAGUGGUGGGCAUGCAGCUCUUUGGAAAGAACUACAUGGACUGCGUGUGCAAGAUCAACAAGGACUGUAAGCUGCCGCGCUGGCACAUGAACGACUUCUUCCACUCGUUCCUCAUCGUGUUCCGCGUGCUCUGCGGCGAGUGGAUCGAGACCAUGUGGGACUGCAUGGAGGUGGCGGGCCAGCGCAUGUGCCUGGUGGUCUUCAUGAUGGUCAUGGUGAUAGGUAACCUGGUGGUGCUGAACCUCUUCCUGGCUCUGCUGCUGAGCUCCUUCAGCGCAGACAAUCUGGCGGGAAACGACGAGGACAGCGAGAUGAACAACCUGCAGGUAGCCAUCGGACGGAUCCAGAACGGGGUCGCUUGCACCAAGUCCUUCCUGUGCCGCACCUUCUGCCGAAUGUCCCUCCACAAGAAACGGAAGAAGAAGAUGAUGGGAGUGGACGGGCUCCCCAACAUCAAGGACUUCCCCAACAGCAACGGGGACAUCACCGGGGUGGAUAAGAACGGAGACAAGUACAUCGUCAACAGCAUGAGCGAAGGCUCCUUCAUCCACAACCCCGCCCUCACCGUGGUGGUACCCAUCGCUGUGGCCGAGUCCGACUUCGAACACCUGUACACGGACGACAUUAGCAGUGAUUCCUUUGAGUUGGAAGACGACAAAGCGGCCUCAGACGAGGAGGAGCAGAGCUCGUCGGAGGGCAGCACGGUGGACCUUGGGGGCCCGAGGGACGGGGCCGGCUCCCUGGAGCUGGAGUUUGAGGAGGAGGAGCCCGAGGCCUGCUUCACGGAUGGGUGCAUCAGGAGGUUCCCUUGCUGCCAGGUGGCAGUGGAGUCCGGGCUCUGGAGGAUGUGGUGGACGCUGAGGAAGACCUGCUUCCGCAUCGUGGAGCACAACUGGUUUGAGAGCUUCAUCAUCUUCAUGAUCCUGCUGAGCAGCGGGGCGCUGGCCUUUGAAGAUGCCUACAUUGAGCAGAAAAAAACAAUCAAGGUUGUGCUGGAGUUUGCAGAUAAAAUCUUCACCUACAUCUUCAUCUUGGAGAUGUUGUUGAAGUGGGUGGCGUACGGCUUCGCUAAAUACUUCACCAACGCCUGGUGCUGGCUGGACUUCCUCAUCGUGGACGUCUCUCUGGUCAGCCUGGCAGCCAACGCCAUGGGGGCCUCUGACAUCGCUGCCAUCAAGUCCCUGCGGACGCUGAGGGCCCUUAGGCCCCUGAGGGCCCUGUCGCGCUUCGAGGGCAUGAGGGUGGUGGUGAACGCCCUGCUGGGGGCCAUCCCCUCCAUCUUCAACGUACUGCUGGUGUGUCUGAUCUUCUGGCUGAUCUUCAGCAUCAUGGGCGUCAACAUGUUCGCUGGGAGGUUCGGCCAAUGCACCAACACCAGCAGCGGCCUCCCCUUCCCCAUCGACGUGGUCAACAACCAGUCGCAGUGCAUCAAAUGCUCCAACGCCGUCUGGACAUACGCUAAGAUCAACUUUGACCACGUGGGAGCCGGCUACCUGGCUCUGCUGCAAGUGGCGACCUUCAAAGGCUGGAUGGAUAUCAUGUAUGCGGCGGUGGACUCCCGCGGGCAAGAUGAGCAACCCGUUUACGAGAUCAACCUGAAGAUGUAUCUUUUCUUCGUGAUCUUCAUCAUAUUCGGAGCGUUUUUCACACUCAACCUUUUCAUCGGCGUCAUCAUUGACAAUUUCAAUCAGCAAAAGAAAAAGUUUGGGGGUCAGGACAUCUUCAUGACGGAGGAGCAGAAGAAAUACUACAACGCCAUGAAGAAGCUGGGCUCCAAGAAGCCCCAGAAGCCCAUCCCAAGGCCAUCGAACAAGCUCCAAGGAUUAGUCUUUGACUUGACGACCAAGCAAGCCUUUGACAUUCUGAUCAUGGUGCUGAUCUGCCUGAACAUGAUCACCAUGAUGGUGGAGACAGAAGAUCAAAGCCAACAGAAGAUCGCCGUCCUCCACUGGAUCAACGUGUUCUUCAUCAUCAUCUUCGCGGCCGAGUGCGUGCUGAAGAUGCUGGCGCUUCGCCACCACUACUUCACCGUGGGCUGGAACGUCUUCGACUUCAUCGUGGUCGCCCUGUCCAUCGUUGGCAUGUUCCUGUCAAAAAUUAUCGAGGACUAUUUUGUUUCACCGACUUUGUUCCGAGUCAUUCGAUUGGCUCGGAUUGGCCGCAUCCUCCGCCUCAUCAAAGGCGCCAAGGGGAUCCGCACGCUGCUGUUCGCUCUGAUGAUGUCACUUCCAGCUCUGUUCAACAUCGGCCUCCUCCUCUUCCUCGUCAUGUUCAUCUACGCCAUCUUCGGCAUGUCCAACUUCGCCUACGUCAAGAAGGAGAAGGGCAUCGACGACAUGUUCAACUUCGAGACGUUCGGCAACAGCAUGAUCUGCCUGUUCCAGAUCACCACGUCGGCGGGCUGGGACAUGCUCCUGGCACCGCUGCUCAACAAGGUGCCCGACUGCGACCGGCAAAAGGAGCACCCGGGCAGCGCCCAGACGGGCGACUGCGGGAACAUCUUCGUGGCCGUCACCUUCUUCGUCAGCUACAUCAUCAUCUGCUUCCUCAUCGUGGUCAACAUGUACAUCGCCGUCAUCCUGGAGAACUUCGGCGUGGCAACGGAGGAGAGCACCGAGCCGCUGAGCGAGGACGACUUCGAGGUGUUCUACGAGGUGUGGGAGCGCUUCGACCCGCAGGCCACCCAGUUCAUGGAGUACAACAAGCUGUCGGACUUCGCCGACUCCCUGGACCCCCCGCUGCGCAUCGCCAAGCCCAACAAGAUCCAGCUGAUCUCCAUGGACAUGCCCAUGGUCAGCAGCGAGCGCAUCCACUGCCUGGACAUCCUGUUCGCCUUCACCAAGCGCGUGCUGGGCGAGGGCGGGGAGAUGGACAUGUUGAGAGGGCAGAUGGAGGAACGCUUCAUGGCCUCCAACCCCUCCAAGAUGUCCUACGAACCAAUCACGUCCACCCUUCGUCGCAAACAGGAAGAGAUGUCAGCCGUGGUGAUUCAGAGAGCAUACCGGCAGCACUUGGAGAGCCAGACUCCCCUCAACACUCCCCCCUACCCCCUCGACCGCGGGGACCAUGAGGAAACCGCCGUCAUGGACAAGGAGAGAAUUAUUACAGAUUACAAAUGCAAUGACGAUUGCGUGAUGGAUAAAAAUGACACAAAGCCCUCGGCUAUCUCACCGAUCCCACAUAACAGCUCGACCGUGGAGCUGGACAAAGACAAAUAUGAAAAAGACAAAAGUGAAAAGGAGGUUGUGGGGAAGGAUGUGGAGGCGCAGGGAAAGUAAAUCAUUUGUGUGAUGACCUAUUGUUUACAUCCUCCGUAGGUGAUGAGUGAUCCACUGGACUUCCUUAUCGAGUAAAGAUCUGGACGCCAAAUGGCAUCUUGUAACCCAACUCACGGUCCAGAAUCAGUUCUGAGUUAAGAGCAGUUCAGCUCCUGAUUAUAACUGCAGGCCGUGCCCAUAUUGGGGCAUUUUUUUAAAUUUGAUUCCAUAUUAAAAUAUUGUGCUGCAAUUCAGUGUCUGGAAUAAUUUUAAUAUCGGUUGGAUUACUGAGUUGAAAAAAUAUUUCAUUUAAAAUUGUCUGGAUCAUUUGGUUUGUUUUGGUUUUUUUAUUAAAUGUGAUAAAUGCUUCCUUUGAGGAAGAUCUUGCUUCAUACAGUAAAGGUUUAAGUCUUGUUGAUAUACAUCCAGUUUUAAUGAUUUAAGUAUUCCAAAUAUUGGUAAAAUCCAGAGGACAGGAAAUAUACACUUGCAUGAACACUCUUCCAUGAUUAUGCUUAGGUUUAGGAUCAACAUGGUUAUUCCAAGAUUCAUAAGCCAUCAUAUAUCUGUCAUGCUUAGAUUUAAAAGCAUGUUUCUCCAUCAUGUAAAAAAGUAAAAACUGUAAUCUGUAAUUGGCUUUUUUCUUUUUUUUUCAUCAAAAUAAUUGCACAUAAUUUUCUAUGAAUGUCAUUAUAUGGUAACUGCUGGAACAUUGGGCUACUUUUGUGUUAUUCCCUGAGCUCUUUCUAUUUAUCAAAGCGUUUAAUGUCAUUAAGUGGUAGCUGCUGCACAUUGGGCUGAUAUUGUGUUAGGACCUGAGAUAUUUGGAUUGAUCAAAGCUGCAUCUGUAAUCGGUCACAGAAGACCGUAUCUCUACACGGAGAUUGAACCCUCCGAAGUACAGUUUAAAUAUCUAUGCACCUUUUCCAAUGAGACACUUCAGGUUUUUUCUCUUUUUAUUUAAUGCUUCAACACUUUGGACACAUUUUGAAGUAGGAUAUUCAUGUAUCAGUAAAAUGUAUGCAUUGCUUAUUGUGUGUGGUAUGAAAUGCAUAUAAUUAAUAAUCUGUUGUGUUACUGACAUACAAGGAUGUCAUACUGAUGUAACUGAGCUCCAAGUGGGCCUGAGUGUAAUAUACCCAUGCCAAUAUUGAUACUGUUAUAUGAAUGAAACAUGUUCAGUGGAUAUAUCCUUGCGUUGAAUAGCUGACUACUGUGUUACUUCAUAUUGCAAUGAUGUCUAAAGCAUAGAAGCCAGCAAGAGCCCCAAACAAACAUAACAACAAAUACAAGAACAACAAGGGUUUUUGGGGCGAUUGGACUCUGAAUGUGUUUCUAAAUAACACUAACACUACACUCACUAUGAAGGAGAUCCCUCUAUAUUUUUAUAGUGGUUCAUACGUGAAAUCAUCCUGUUGCAUGAUAUCGUCCUGUUUAGGUAACGUGCUGAUUCCACAUUUGAUUCACAUGUCAAAACGUUGCAUAGAAUUAUAGUUAAUUACACAUUACAUUUGAAAGUUUUCAUUACAUUGAAUUUAGGGUUAUUGCUUGCCAUAUAUCCGGUAAACGCAUGCAAAAUAUUGCUACCAUAAUGAUAAUUUAAUAAUGAUAUAAUAUAUAAUAAUAUAUAUAAUAUAUCACUGAAAAGCCGAAAUAAUAAAGAUGACA
Messenger RNA from Gadus chalcogrammus (walleye pollock), 7653 nucleotides. It is a transcript of the gene scn1laa, whose product is annotated as sodium channel, voltage-gated, type I-like, alpha. Gene Ontology annotation, cellular component: voltage-gated sodium channel complex; axon; plasma membrane. The coding region runs from base 496 to 6006 and encodes 1836 amino acids. Gene Ontology annotation, molecular function: voltage-gated sodium channel activity. The record is from RefSeq and is a predicted model, not a curated record. Gene Ontology annotation, biological process: neuronal action potential; membrane depolarization during action potential; sodium ion transmembrane transport. The transcript has 26 exons. NCBI's taxonomy places the organism in Eukaryota, Metazoa, Chordata, Actinopteri, Gadiformes, Gadidae.